This is a messenger RNA of Varanus komodoensis (Komodo dragon), 5270 nucleotides long. It is a transcript of the gene BRD4, whose product is annotated as bromodomain containing 4. Gene Ontology annotation, cellular component: nucleus; chromatin. The transcript is spliced from 19 exons. Lineage: Eukaryota; Metazoa; Chordata; Lepidosauria; Squamata; Varanidae. Gene Ontology annotation, biological process: chromatin remodeling; positive regulation of transcription elongation by RNA polymerase II. Bases 316 to 3930 code for a protein of 1204 amino acids. The record is from RefSeq and is a predicted model, not a curated record.
UGACGUAACGCGUUGCGCGGUGAGGUCAGUCUAGCGCCGCCGUUGCUGGUCCCGCUGCCCGUCGCUCUGUCUGCUUUGCUCGGCUCGCUGUAGUCUUUCACCCCCCUCUACGGAGUGCGGCGCGUUCCGUGAACCUUGGACAUUGUAGGAUUUGGUCUGAUAGGAGCUUAGUGACAAAUCGGCCUGGUCUGACUCUUCGCUUGGCUUCAGAUUGAUACUUUACUAUUGUCAAAAAUGGAGAUUAGAAAGUAAUAACCGGAGGAAAAUAGAGAAAGAUAAACUCUGCAUUAAGGUUCUAGGUUUGCAUGUCACAGAAUGCCCUUCAUUUGGAGGUUGCAUACUCAAAAUGGUGGCACCACACAUCCCAGAGUACCUGGUGGAGAAUGCAAUGGGAUCAAUAGCAUGUCUGCGGAGAGUGGCCCUGGGACAAGACUGAGAAAUUUACCAGUAAUGGGGGAUGGUCUAGAAGCUACACAAAUGUCUACAACACAGGCACAGGCCCAACCCCAACAAGGCAGUACUGUAGCCACUAACCCACCUCCACCAGAGACCUCAAAUCCUAGCAAACCCAAGCGCAUGACCAACCAGCUACAGUAUCUGCUCAAAGUGGUGCUCAAGACAUUAUGGAAACACCAGUUUUCAUGGCCUUUCCAACAGCCUGUGGAUGCUGUCAAACUAAACCUCCCUGAUUAUUAUAAAAUUAUUAAAACUCCUAUGGACAUGGGAACAAUAAAGAAACGCUUGGAGAAUAACUACUACUGGAAUGCUCAAGAAUGUAUCCAGGACUUCAAUACAAUGUUUACAAAUUGUUACAUCUACAAUAAGCCAGGGGAUGAUAUUGUUUUAAUGGCAGAAGCAUUAGAGAAACUUUUUCUGCAGAAAAUCUCUGAAAUGACCCAGGAAGAAACUGAAAUUGUUAUAGUCCAGACAAAAGGAAGAGGACGUGGUAGGAAGGAAGCAGUUACAUCCAAGGCAGGCGUAUCAACGGUACAGAAUGCAACUCAAGCAUCAUCCCCACCACAGACCCAGACGCCACAGCCGAAUCCUCAGCCCGUGCAAACAACUCAUUCCUUCCCUUCUAUGACCCCUGACCUCAUUGUCCAGACGCCAGUAAUGACAGUGGUGCCUUCCCAACCUCCUGCACCACCGCCUCCCCCUCCCCCUCCCCCUCCUCAAGCUUCUGCUCCCCAGCCCAUUCAGACACACCCACCAAUAAUCCCGACAGCCGCACAGCCCAUGAAGACAAAAAAAGGUGUAAAGAGGAAAGCAGACACUACAACUCCAACAACAAUAGACCCUGUUCAUGAAUCCUCCUCACUGCCCACCGAACCCAAGUCCGUCAAAGGAGGUCAACGAAGGGAAAGCCGACCUGUAAAACCUCUGAAGAAGGAGGUGCCAGACUCUCAACAGCAUGUACUGGAGAAAAGUAGCAGUAACAAAGUAUCAGAACAAUUAAAGUAUUGUAGUGGGAUAAUAAAAGAAAUGUUUGCAAAGAAGCAUGCUGCAUACGCAUGGCCCUUCUACAAGCCUGUGGAUGUAGAAGCACUUGGGCUACAUGAUUAUCGUGAUAUCAUUAAGCAUCCUAUGGAUCUGAGCACAAUUAAAUCCAAACUGGAGAAUCGGGACUAUCGAGAUGCUCAGGAAUUUGCAGCUGAUGUCCGAUUGAUGUUUUCUAAUUGUUACAAAUACAACCCUCCUGACCAUGAAGUGGUUGCUAUGGCACGGAAACUGCAGGAUGUGUUUGAAAUGCGCUUUGCAAAAAUGCCAGAUGAACCUGAAGAACCUGUGAUUCCAGCUUCCUCACCAGUAGUGGUACAGCCCCCACCCAAAGUGCCCCCACCUUCAUCCAGUGAUAGCAGCAGUGACAGCUCCUCUGAUAGUGACAGUUCAUCAGAUGAUUCUGAAGAGGAGCGAGCUCAGAGGCUAGCAGAGCUCCAGGAACAGCUUAAAGCAGUGCAUGAGCAGUUGGCUGCCUUGUCCCAGCCACAACAGAACAAACCAAAGAAAAAGGAGAAGGACAAGAAAGAAAAGAAAAAAGAGAAGCACAAAAAGAAGGAAGAAGUAGAAGAGAGUAAGAAAAAUAAAACCAAGGAUCCACCACCUAAGAAGGUCAAAAAGAAUAAUGGCAGUAGCAGUAAUUCAAGUAAGAAGGAGCCUGUGACUGUGAAGAACACGAAGCCACCUCCUGCUUAUGAGUCUGAGGAGGAGGAGAAAUGUAAGCCAAUGUCUUACGAGGAAAAAAGACAAUUGAGCCUGGACAUUAACAAACUCCCUGGUGAGAAACUAGGCCGGGUUGUCCAUAUCAUCCAGUCAAGAGAACCCUCACUCAAAAACUCCAAUCCUGAUGAGAUUGAAAUUGACUUUGAGACAUUAAAGGCAUCCACAUUGCGGGAGCUGGAGAGAUACGUAACGUCUUGUUUACGAAAAAAGAGGAAACCUCAAGCAGAGAAAGUGGAUGUAAUUGCUGGUUCCUCUAAAAUGAAGGGGUUCUCCUCCUCAGAGUCUGAGAGCACCAGUGAGUCCAGCUCUACCGACAGUGAAGAUUCAGAAACAGAACUACCCCCAAAACUUAAGAAGAAAGGACAUACUGGACGAGAACAAAAGAAGCAUCACCAUCAUCACCAUCAACAGACACAGCCGCCGCCGCCGCCAACACCACAGCAGCAAUUACAACCUCAGCAGCUGCCACCACCGCCAUCCGCUCCUCAACAAACAACCCCUGCAGCCAAGGCCUCUCCUCCAGCUUUUGCUCCUGCACAGAUCCCAGUUAUGGAGCAUCCGCUCCCAGGGAACAUGUUUGACACUAUUUCACAUUUCACUCAGCCUAUUAUGCAUCUUCCUCAGCCAGAGAUGCCACCCCACCUCCCCCAGCAGCCCGAGCACAGCACUCCUCCUCACUUGAAUCAGCUUGCCGUCGUGUCCCCUCCAGCUUUGCACAAUGCUCUGCCUCAGCAGCCCUCAAGACCCAGUAAUCGAGCUGCAGCACUCCCUCCUAAACCUUCUCGGCCUCCUGCAGUGUCGCCAGCUCUUAACCAGCAAGCCAUGCUUCCACAGCCCCCACUCCCCCAGCCCCCCCAGGUGCUUCUGGAGGACGAAGAGCCUCCUGCUCCUCAUCACAACCUGCCGCUGAGUAAUAGCCAGAUGCAGCUGUAUCUGCAGCAGCUGCAGAAAGUGCAGCCACAGACUUCUCUCCUCCCUUCAGUGAAGGUCCAGUCACAGCCUCAGCCAUCCCUGCAGCCUCCCCCACACCCUCCAGUGCAACAGUUGCAGCAUCAGCAGCAGCAGCGGCCUGUACAUAUGCAGCCCAUGCAGUUCCCUUCCCACAUCCCUCAGCCUCCGCCUCCUCCACAACAGCACCUACCCUUGCAGCAGCAGCAGCAGCAACAGCAGCAACAGCCUCCAACACCGUCUUCAAAGCCCCAGCAAGUCAUCCAGCACCAUCCAUCACCACGACACCACAAGCCUGACCCCUACUCAGCUGGUGAUUUGAGAGAAGAAAUAGAGAACUUUGAAAUGAUUUCCCUGAUGCUGCUCAAUGGAUGCAGAGAACAGGCCCUGGUUUUAAUGGUGCUUCUGGUCUUGGGCAGGAGUCGUGAAGAGGAGGACGCUAUGGAGCAAGCUCGCCGAGUUCACGAAGAAGUCCGGCGGCGCCAGGAGCAGCAGCAGCAGCAGCAGCCACAGCAUCAUCAGCCGCCACCACAGCCACCGCCGCCACAGCAGCAGCCGCCACAGCCACCCGUGUCAGCCACAGCCUCUGCUCCCCAGGCACAGAGCUCUCAACCACAGGCUUCUCAGUCUGUGCUGGACCAACAGAGAGAAAUGCUCAGAAAACGAGAGCAGGAGCGAAGGCGCAGGGAGGCAAUGGCAGCUACCAUUGACAUGAAUUUCCAGAGUGAUCUGUUGGCAAUAUUUGAAGAGAAUCUUUUCUAAUAGUGCACCUGGGUUUCUUCGCCUGACUCCUUAAUUUCCCGGCAAAUCUUUGACUCUCCAUAGUGUUGUUGGCGGCUGGGAGGAGAGCAUUCCUGCAGCCUUUCUGCAUGUGUGACAGUUGCGGCCUCAGAAGGAUCAGCAGAGCCUGCCUUACGAUUUGACUUUCUUCCCCACCCGCCACCCCUGCCUCACUAAAGAAAGAGAGACCAAGUCAAGCCAACUCUGUACUAGGUUUGAGUCGGUGGAUGUGCAGCUGCUGGGAAGGGUGCCCCCUGAUCACUUGAUAUUCUCUAUGCCAAACUUACUUGCAGUAUAUCCAGGACUUUAUGCUGUUCACCCUUUUUCUAUUCAAAAGAGUUCUGAGAUACAGAAUGUCUUUGACUCGGCAAUGCUGUGUGCUGGCAGCACAAGACGCUCUGCAUUGAGAGGUUAUGUACAGGAAGAGACCCUGCCCGGGCUUCAUCAGGGAAGACACACAAGCUGUUCUGGGUCCUUUCGUCACUGGCUUUGCCUUUAACUAAACUUCCCACAAGCCUUUAGCUGGGAGCCAUUCUCUGUAAGUGUUCGCUUGUGAAAAAGGGAAUAAUUUAGUGGAGGUGUCAAGUGUAAUUGGCCAUUUGAGUGAGGUUUUGUUUUAGCAUUGUGUGGAGAUCCAGGAAUCUGAGCUAGACUACCAACCAAAGUCAGUUUCUUUCAAUCUGUUUAUUUUCCUCCAGGCAGUUGCCUCUGCUCAACUCUUGACUGGGUAUUCUUGUCUCUUCAUUACAGAGUGGAGUGGAGUGGGGAAAACAUUAGCACCAGGGGAAACUCCCACCCUAUCAAUAGUGUUGGACUAUGGCUGUAUUGUAUAGUGAAUAUAGUUGGCAUAUAUUUGUUUGAGUUUUACAGGUGAGCUCACCAAACUCUGUAAAGACACUGCUUAUAUUUUGCUCAGUUCCAGACUUUUAGUCUAUAUUUUUAACUGUAAUACCAGAAAGCGACAUUUUGGGUUUUUAAAUGUCACGGAGUCUGUUAAAAUUAGUUUUUAUACAGCAGGGGAGCAGCUCCAGAGGGAGGUGGAGAGUGGCCUUGGAUCGGCAGGAAGGAAGACCUGCUCCUGUUUUCAGUUGAGUUCUCUCACACUAGCAGUGACCAUUUUCCCAGCACCUUUAGUGUGUUCUUUUCAUUUUACUCUUUGAAUUGUUCCAAGUUUAUGUGCCAUAAAUACCCACUAUACAGUACAAUACUGGUGUGUCAGUAUUGGCCAAUCUCUGGAGUAAUUAAUUGGUUUUACUUUAAUACGGUGAAUAUGCAUUUGGUCUGUACUGAUCAUGGAAUAAACUCAUCUCUUUUUUUUUAAA